Molecule: messenger RNA, 528 nt
Organism: Penaeus monodon (black tiger shrimp)
Lineage: Eukaryota; Metazoa; Arthropoda; Malacostraca; Decapoda; Penaeidae
Exons: 2
Source: RefSeq, a predicted model, not a curated record
AAUGACCCAAUCCUUGAAGAGAUACCCGAGCCAAAUAAUCAGGAAGAGCCACAAAUUGAACUGCCCAUUGAACCAAUUAGGACAUCAACACCAGCUCCUACAACACUCACUCAUACAGAUUCAAAGGCAGGCUGCAGCCACUGGACAAAUGAUCAGUCUAAUUCAUUAACUAGUCAAAUUAAUCAAGAUGCAGAGAACAAUACUUUGAGUAAAUUCAGCACAGCAGAACUGGUUGAUGAACUGCAAAGAAGAGCCCCUUCAGGUAUGAAGUACACCAUCACUUUGGAGUUAAAACCUACUGAAACCACUCUGGAGGAGGUGCUCCAUGCCCGCGGUCGAAGUGCUACCCCAGUUAUGAAACGUAGAAGAGUAAUACCUAUGAAAGGACAGGUUAUUACCAAUGAAGAGUGCUUAAAAGAGAUCAAGAGUAAAGAGGAGAAUAAAAUGCAAACAGCUAAGCAAAACAAAAAGGCAAAGCAGCCCCCAAAGAAAAAGAAUGUUGAAGUUUCAGACACAGAUUCCACACUG